GUGCGCGGAGCCAGCUCAGCUCGUCUCAGCCCGGCCGCGGGGAGCAGGGGGAAAACGCAACCUAGUCGGAAGCGAGUGAUGCUGGGCUGGCCCGUUACGGGCGUUCGGCUUCGGCUGCACCAAGUUAGGAAGCUCUUUGUCUUCCUACAUUAGUAGUAAGAGUCCUGGCUCAGUGGUAGACUAGAUCCUGCCUGCUGCCCAUGGCUUUCAGGGAUGUGAAUGCAAGGCAACACAUUGGACUUCAGCAACUCUCUUCCUUGGCCUUAGCUGGAAGAACAUUACUGGGGCCAGUGAAAUCGUGUAAAUUCAUUGUGGAUGAAAUCACCAAUGAAAGCACAUUGAUUUGUUCUGCUGUUAGACUGAUUGAAAGUUUGGAUUUAACUAGUGCUGCUGGACAGCUUCUUAACGAAACCAUUCAGGCACAAACCAAGGAGUUUAAGACUGGAAUGAGUACCCUGUUGUUUCUUGUUGGUGCGUGGAGCAAUGCUAUAGUGGAAUGCCUCCAGCAAAAUGUUCCGGUUUCAGCAAUAGUAUCUGUGAUGUCUGAGGGGUUGAACUCUUGCUGUGAGAGAGUCCAGUGUCUUCAAAUAUCAAUACAUGAUGUAAAGAAAGAGCUCUGUUCUAGCAGUGUUAGGCCAAAUGCUUCUAAAAGCAAAACUUGCCAAACUGGAUGUGACAGUCCUCCAAAUUCCCAGCUUUUCCUGUAUUUUCAGAAAGAUAUUUCUGUACCAGAAAUAAUUCCAAUUAAUUCCUAUUCCCAUCAAGAUGAUGAUUGUAAUUUUAACAAGUACCUGGUUUCGCCUUUGCCUGGCUUUGAUUCAGUCGCUUCUCUUGUCAAACCAGCGGGUGACAAGAGUACAUCUGUGAUUUCUGGAAGUGGUGUUACCACAUCUAGCUGUAACAAACGAAAGCUGACCCACAGCAGGUACUUCAGCACUCUAGGAAAAAGCCUUUUUUCAAGUCAGCAAGGUAAUUUUCAGGAAUACCUUCUGGGACCAUCAGCAGAUUCAUGUGUAUGUGGUGGUUUAGGACACCUGGCAAUGGCUCUGAGCCACGGAAAUGAAACUAGCAUGAAACUGCUGCAAAGCAUUGUUACAUAUCAGCAAGAGACAGCAGGACACAGUGGCUCUUCCCAGUUAAAUGUUGCAGAAAUUGUGACAUGCUGCUUAGUGGGCCUGCCUGAAAGCUAUUCUUGUGCCUCCCCAGGCUUUGUCACAUUGGUAUCACCAGAACAAGUCACAGUUAUCAAACGCUUUGAAGACAAACUCCUUCGGAUUCUGCUAAUAGAUGGUGACCUAACAGAGCAAUAUCGUCACUUAGGUUUUAACAGACCGUGUAAUAUGAGGACCAUAGUGGAGCAUCCUAACCUACAGGAAGGAGACCUGUGGCUAAGCAGUAUGGUAGAUAAUCUGAUAAAAUUUGAAGUAAACCUGGUUUUGGUCAAAGGAAAUGUGUGUGAAAACUUAAUGGAAAGAUGCAUUGCAAAUAGUAUAUUGUUAGUUAGUUCUGUGACUUGGAAUGUGUUGUGUGCCUUUGGGGAAGUCACUGGCGCUCAGCCAGUGACAUACCUCACCCAGCUGAACGUUUCUUGUGUGGGGAGUGGGGCCCAAGUGGAGUUGUGGAAGGCCUGUGAUGGGCGUGCAAUGGAUCUGGGUGAACUCGUGCCGGUCAGAAUAAAAGCACGAGGAAUUCCCCUGCUCACAGCUGUGCUUACCACUACUGUAGCUUCAAAGAUGCAGCUCAUUGAAGACCAGUUCUGGACGUUAGUGUAUCGACUCCACCAUGCUUUAAAUGACAAGAAGGUUUUUAUUGGUGGUGGUGCAGUGGAACUCUUGUGCCUCAGUCACAUUCAGAUGCUUGUCGAACAGCCUUUACAGCCACCAAAUCAAAAUGCUGUGAAAGAGUUUCACAAUCCUUGGCAGCCAGCAUCUGCUACUGAGUAUAAAUCAGUUGUGCUCCAAGCGUUAGCAAGCGGCUGGAAACAGUAUCUCUUGAUGGUUAUGUGUAACACCACAAAAGCUGCAUCGAAGUUGGAAGCGUGCACCUCAGUUGACCAUUACCUCAGAAAAGCAGCUGACUGUGGCUCUCCUUCAGCAUACAUACUGAAAGAGUUUAGAAGAGGUGAUCUGCUCAGGGACGGAGCUGGUCCCUUCGCUGACCACAGGGAGGGUUUAAAGGUUUAUGAUAAUGUUACAGCCAAGACAGAGGCAUGGCGGAGAGCUCUAGAUUUGGUGCUACUAGUACUUCAAACAGAUGCUGAAAUUGUCACAGGUCCCAGAAAGAAUCAGAUACUGAACUCACAUGCCUCAAGUGAAUUUAUGUUUUUAUAGGAUUUGCAGGCUUUAUUUAUAAGUCCAUGAGUCCAAGGGCAACCUACACUUCUUCAUAGUUUAUAAAGCAAACAUUUAGAUAUGAUUAUGACUUUGGAGCCCAACAGCGGAAAUCAGAAGAUGCGACAGUCACAAAGUAAUUUCUCAUUUCUAGAAACAGGAGUUAAAAAACAGAUAGAAAUCACUUGUGGAUUUCUCUCUAACCCCAGCUGUGCAUUUCUAGCCAAUAAUAUUGUUCAUAUGGAUAGAUUCAUCCAGUCAAACUGACUAAUGUUAUUUAGCAGAGCAAAUGUGCAAUUCUUUUUUUCAUUAUAAUGAGAAGUGCUAGGCAGGUAGACAUAUUGAGUCCAGAUGGAGAAAAGUUUGAUACCUUGGAUAUGCUUAUGUUCUGAACAUACACUGUCUGUAUUGAGGUAUCUGGAUUUGUGUUCUGUAAAUUAUUCUUAGUUAACGUCUUUUAAUGUCUUCUAAAGAAGAAUAGGGACAUAACAUUAGCAUAUUUGUGUUAAUUUCUGUACAAUGCAAAUGGAAGAGUUAAAUGCAGUAAUUAUGAGUGCUACAUUUUAUGCUGAAAGAUUGUAUUAAUAGAUGCUAAUUUUGCAUAUUUAUAUGUAUGUCCUAUUUCAAAUAUAUACCCUUUGAAAUUUUCUUCAUUUUGACAUAAAUUUAGGCAGAAUCCUCCCCUUUGGUGUUACAGACUGGAUGUGUCUCUACAAAAAAUUUCCCUUAAUUUGCAAGUUGGCUUUUUAGAUUA
Molecule: messenger RNA, 3084 nt
Organism: Pezoporus flaviventris
Lineage: Eukaryota; Metazoa; Chordata; Aves; Psittaciformes; Psittacidae
Gene: BBS12
Product: Bardet-Biedl syndrome 12
Exons: 3
Coding region: 201-2330 (709 amino acids)
Biological process (GO): photoreceptor cell maintenance; chaperone-mediated protein complex assembly
Source: RefSeq, a predicted model, not a curated record